Molecule: messenger RNA, 3423 nt
Organism: Anneissia japonica
Lineage: Eukaryota; Metazoa; Echinodermata; Crinoidea; Comatulida; Comatulidae
Product: putative RNA polymerase II subunit B1 CTD phosphatase rpap2
Exons: 10
Coding region: 179-1762 (527 amino acids)
Cellular component (GO): cytoplasm; nucleus
Molecular function (GO): RNA polymerase II CTD heptapeptide repeat phosphatase activity; RNA polymerase core enzyme binding
Source: RefSeq, a predicted model, not a curated record
UUAUUCAUACGAAUAUACUCAUCUUGAUUGCAAGGCUUUAGGCACAUAAGCACAUUUUGACCAUUGCCGGUAAACAAAUGAUCGACCAAAGAAAAAUAUAUUUCUCGUCAUUUUCUCUUUCCUUAUUAUACACUCACUCCGUCACAGUAUGAUGAUUUUGUGAGAAGGCAAGAAUAAUAUGGCAGGGCCAGCUAGAUCAACAAUUGAAGCAAUAGAGCAAGAAGAACAAAAAAGAAGAGAAGCUAUCAGAGAAGAACUUCGUCAGAAGUUAGAGCUUGAGGAAAAAGCUCAUAAAAUUGUAGAAAGACUUUUAGACAAUCAAGAUGAGCAAUUUUUAAUUGAUUGUUCCAGAUUCAUCCUGCCUGAUCAUUACAAAGAUGUUGUUGAGGAGCGAGCGAUAGCUAAGCAGUGUGGUUAUCCCACAUGUGACAAAACUUUAGGACCUCCACCAAAGCAAAAAUACCACAUAUCUAUGAAAUCUAACAAAGUGUAUGACAUAACAGACAGAAAGUGUUUUUGCAGUAAUACAUGUUACAAGUCAUCGAAGUAUUAUGCAGCACAAAUCUCUUCUGUUCCUUUAUGGAUGAGAGAUAAAGACGAACCAAACCUCAUAAAACUCCUGGGUUCUGUGGAAUUGAGUAACACUAGCUUACCUGGGCAGGCUGGUUCUGGAGAGGAAGUCAUUCUUGUAGAUGGGAUUGGUCCAGCUAGUAUGGAGUAUGUGUCCGGCAUGGAUGAGAGCAAACCGGACCAAGCUGAAGUGAGCGAUGAUAUUAUGUCAUUGAAUUUUUUCCGCGAUGAAAAUGAGCAUUUUGAAGAACUUGGAAAAGAUAAUGAAAAACUAGAUGAAGAUGAGGAGGAUGAAAAUACGGUUUCUAAAGAUGAAAUGAUAGAGGAAACCAAAGAUGUGAGAAAUGUUGAUUCCAAAAUUGCAACUAAAACUGAUACGAUUAAAACUGUGCAAGAAAAGCAUAAUAAAAAUAUACAUCAUGAAGAUUUAAAAGCAAAAAAUCAGGAACCUAAAAUUUUGAACAUACUUCAACCAAUAACAGAAUCUCUAAAAGAGUGGAGAACAAAAAGAACAUUAGAGUUCCUCAACAAAAGUUGCUAUGAACAUUAUGAUUCAAACAAACCCAGUGGCACAGCAACUAAAACUAUGGAAAGCACAAAUCAAGGUAAUGAUGUGAAUCCUGUAGAAACCACAGGAAAUGUUGAAGAUAGAAAGAGAGGGGUUUCAGAGUCAACAAGAAUGGAAAGUCAAAAGGUGGGAUCACUCACUGAGCAGAAAAUGCAGGCAAUGGAGGAAGAAGCCUAUAGGUUAAGAGUAGAGAGCUUAUUCUAUGGUGAAGAGUCAAAGCAACUGGCAGGCAAAAAUAAGAAGGAUGUGAAAGAGAACGUUACUGAUGACAAACCCAUCGCAAUGCCGUAUGUGGAUUCUCAGUCCCAGAUGUCCAUUCGGCGGAAAAUCCUGUUGGACAGAUUGAACAGAGCUUUCUCAGAAUUUCUUGGUCCUUUGCAUCUUUCAAUACGAGAGUUUUCAUCUGAUCUUAAUUGUCUAGUCCAGACAUUUCAUCUUGGUAACAAAAACAUGACCUUUAAGCCAAUUGGUUGGACGCUGCUAGCUGUAAUCAUACUUAUAAUAUCACUAUUCUUGAGUUUCGUAUAUACUCCUAUGCCAAGCUUAUCAGUGGACCUACAACUUCGUCCAGUUCUAUCUGUGACCCUAGACUGCAUGAUGUUGUAUAACACACAGUGCAAUUAGAGUAAAACUGUAGAAGAAAAUGGCUUAAACAGUGCAUGACAAUGUUGAGUCGUAAAAAUGAAGUUCUUUUGUCAGCCAUAACAUCCCAACAUGGAGUAAAGUUCCUCUCGGCCAUGUUGAAGAAAGUUAAUAUUGAGUUCAGAGAAUUGGAAGAUUUUGUUGAAUCCUUCUCAACAAAUAAACAAGGUUUACAAAGUUCUGAAUAAGUGGUAGAUAUGAUGUGUACUAGAAUAUAAAGUGGUAUUGUGUUGUGAUUUUACUUUUAGAGCAAUAAUUUGCUAGCAAGAACAUUGAUUUGAUUGGUGGAAGUGGAGCAUUGCUAUCGCCUAGAAAAGUACUAUCAUUUAACGUGACAGUGCUUUUUUCUCCAGGAAUUUAUGAACUAUCAUUCAACUUACCUCAUAGGGGUGAUGGUUGAAGUUAUUACCCGCUUUUUAACCAAUCAGAUGCCUGGAAUCCAGGAUUACUUUGCAUGAUGUGAACAAACUGCACAACCACACACAAACCAAGAUUGCUUCAAGAUCUACCUUUACCCCUUUAUCUUUUAUUAACAGCUUUAUAAAUAUUUUAUUAAUGACUUCUCUAUACAUAUCUUAUUAAUAAGUUCGAUAUAUCUUUUUACUCAGCCAAUAUCAAACCAAUGCUGAGGGAAUUUUACUCAACCCUUUAAAGAUUGUUAUUACUAGGAAGCUGUAAAUGGAUUUUCAAUUUGAUAAAAUUAAAAUCUGUAAAAUUUAUCAUUUAGUUUCUCGCACUAUGAUCAUAAUUAUUGUUAUAAUUGAAAUCAAUAUUUAACUAUCUACCAAAAUUUUUACAGAGCUGUUUUCGUAGAUGAUGAAAGAGUGUUUCGUUUAUUUUAAGAUCAAACUGCUGAAUCUUGUUCAGACAGUGUGUUCAAUAUAAACAUUAUUUUUCAAUUACCAAUAUUACUGGUCUUUUUUUUUUUUUUUAAUUAUAAAAAAAUGUGGUUUACUACUUUCACCUAGUUGCCUGUGGAACUCCAACAUCAAUCAGAAAAGAAUUGCCAUGUGAAUAGCAAUCUAUAUGGGCGUCAAGUCUUAAGUCCCAGAGUUAUUAUUAAGAUAAUAGUACAACAAAAGGUGGGAGAUUUUAAUUUUUUCUCUUGUCCAUCUGUCUUUUUACAUGCCAAAAAAUGGCCAUCACAGUUACACAAGAGCACCACCGCACCAGAAUUGGUUCCAGUGGUAUUUUGUGUUUCUUAUUUUAAAGCAGAAUAUCAAGAAAUCUAGUGCCCCCAAACAGCUUCAAUUUAAAAAAUUCAAAUGGCUGCUAUAUUAUUAUUCUUAUCAGAACUUAUGGUUGUGUGUUGUUGGUGCAUUGGAACAGUACAUUUAUACUAAUUUCUUUUGCAUCCAACAUCAAGUAAAUUACCAAUUACAGGACUGAAUGAUGCCUUAUGAACUAAUAAGAGGCUUAAGGACUGAAAUUUGUGUUUAUUUGUAAAGAAGGAAUUAAACCCCAGACCCAGGGAUUAGAAGGCAAUCAUCUUAACUACCAAGCAGUGGUGGCACCAGCGGGGGAUGGGGCAGGGGGAGGGGGGGCAUUUGCCCAUCUGUCGGACAGGCCUGGACCCCUACUGUCGUCUGAUGAAUGACUAGGUCGUCGGACCAAAAAUAAAAAAGAAUUAUGAUUUUCCUAUC